AUGUCCACGUCCGACGAAAUGGUGCUCUUUGACGCCGGAGCAGGUCAGGCCCAAGGAUCAAGGAAGUAUCAGGAGGAUCGAUGCACGGUCGUCCUGCCGGAACAGUUCCCCGCCAAAACGAAAGAGAGGCUAGCCUUCUUUGCGAUAUACGAUGGGCAUGGGUCUGCAUUGGUGGCAGAGCACGCCAGCAAGAGGUUACACCACCUCUUGGCUACGCGACCCGAAUUGGAGACAGGGGACUACGUAGCAGCCCUCAAGGCUGCGUUGGCAGACGAGGACGCUCUGUUGCUGGAGCGAUUCAACAGUGAUUCAGCCGAGCCUGCAAUCUCCGGAUCCACUGCAGCUGUAUGCCUGGUGAACCUCACCCAGGGUGAACUGAUCGUCUCCAACCUAGGCGAUUCACAUGUUAUUCUGGCGGAGAGAGAUCCCAAAACAGAUCGUCCCUAUCAUAUCCGCCGACUCACCGAAGAACACAAGCCCGAAGUGCCCAGGGAACGACGACGUAUCGAAGAGGCCGGGGGCGAAGUCACUAUGCGUGGUGGCACAGCGCGACUCGGAUCUUUGAAUAUGUCGAGGGCUCUAGGAGACUUGCAGUACAAGAACCCUGUCAAGGAGGAACAUGACCCAGAUUCCCGGCCCGGUGCACGGCGCGGUUCGUCGUCGUCGGCCGAGAGCUUCCUGUCCAACGACCCAUUUACGUCGCGACGAACGCUACAGGCGGACCGACGCUAUCUGUUAGUGAUUGUAUCGGAUGGAGUCAGUGAUAGCACCGAGGACGCGGCCCUGAUUCAACACGUGAUGGAAUUGGCGAUGCGGGGGAGGCGGGCCAGUGAGAUCGCACAAGAGGUUGCCACCAACAAUACUCUGCAUAUUAAGAGUGAUAAUGCCUCUUGUGUCGUGGCCAUGUUAGACGGGCAGAGAUCGUAG
This is a messenger RNA of Penicillium pulvis, 927 nucleotides long. Its product is annotated as PP2C family serine/threonine-protein phosphatase. Gene Ontology annotation, molecular function: cation binding; protein serine/threonine phosphatase activity. The coding region runs from base 1 to 927 and encodes 308 amino acids. The transcript has 5 exons. Lineage: Eukaryota; Fungi; Ascomycota; Eurotiomycetes; Eurotiales; Aspergillaceae. Gene Ontology annotation, biological process: protein dephosphorylation. The record is from RefSeq and is a predicted model, not a curated record.